AUGGCCUUUCCAACGGAUUUUGGCGUUUUGCUGGUUGAGGGAGCUGAGACGGAAGGGGAGCACGGGGAGAGGGGGACAGAGGGUAAUGAGUGGGAGGAUCUGAAGCGUCGGAUUGAGGCCGUCCCGUUUGUGAAGGAUGUGCACCGUCAGAUGAAGUACACUCGUUCACUGAUGUACAGUGAAGGGAAGAGGGAAGGGGGGGAGAGAAAAGGGCCGGUGAGGAAACCUCCUGGAAGGCUGCGGACGAGAAUGUCAUUUGAGGAAGGGGAGAUUCCCGAGGGAAGAGUUGGAGGGUCUAGGGGUUUGACUGGGAGGGUUCAGGGUUUUGGGGUUGGGGGCGAGGGGAAGAGAGGCAGGCGAAAGGAGGACGCGGAGGAGGAGGAAGAGGAUAGGAUGCGUGUGGGCGCGAGGGAGUUGAGAUGGGUGGAGAGCGGGAUGGAAGCAAGGAGUAUGGAGGAAAGGAGGAGGUGGAAUAAGCAAAAGAGGCGAAAGCUGCAGGGGAGGCAUUUGGAAGAGUCGUUUGAGGAAAGGCAUGUGACUCUUCAAAGUGAACUGGCCGCUGCUGCUGGGUCGUUUCUCAGUAGGGCCUGGAAUGUGUCUGCUACUGCUGUCAACCGCCGACACCUGAUGCAGGCGCACAAGUCUCAGAUCACGUCUCUGUUCCACGCGGAACGGCUGUGGGCCAAGGGCUUCACUGGGUCAAACGUUAAAAUGGCCGUUUUUGACACGGGCAUUCGAGCAGAUCACCCCCACUUCCGCAAUAUCAAGGAGCGCACCAACUGGACCAAUGAGGACACGCUAAACGACAGCCUGGGCCACGGCACGUUCGUGGCAGGAGUGAUCGCCAGCCAUGACACUCAUUGCCGCGGGUUCGCCCCCGAUGCUGAGAUCUACGCCUUCCGAGUCUUCACCAACGCACAGGUCUCCUACACAUCGUGGUUCCUAGACGCGUUUAACUACGCCAUUCUCACGCGCAUGAACGUGCUCAACCUCAGCAUCGGGGGGCCUGACUACCUCGACCGGCCGUUUGUGGAGAAGGUGUGGGAGGUGACAGGUAACGGCAUUCUGAUGGUAUCAGCAAUUGGCAAUGACGGGCCGCUGUACGGCACACUCAACAACCCCGCGGACCAGAACGAUGUGAUCGGGGUGGGGGGUAUUGACUACACGCUGCAUAUCGCGUCGUUCUCCUCCCGUGGCAUGACCACAUGGGAGCUGCCUCACGGAUACGGACGAAUGAAGCCGGACAUAGUCGCCUACGGGCGGGAGGUGGUCGGCUCGAAGAUCAACGGUGGGUGCAAGAGCCUAUCAGGGACGUCCGUCGCAAGCCCUGUGGUGGCCGGCGCGGUUUGUCUUCUAGCGAGCGUUGUGCCGGAAGCCGUGCGGUGGGGGCCUGGAGGGGUGCUGAACCCUGCGAGUAUGAAGCAGGCGUUGGUCGAAGGAGCUGACAGGCUGAACGGGCCACAUAUGUUCGAGCAGGGUUCCGGGCAACUCAACCUCCUGCGAUCUCACGCCAUCCUAGCGAGCUACACGCCACGAGCCUCCGUCCAUCCAUCCUCCCUCGACCUGACAGACUGCCCCUACGCGUGGCCGUGGUGCCGCCAGCCGCUCUUCGCCUCCGCGCUCCCCCUCAUCAUCAACGUCACUCUUCUCAACGGCAUGGGCGUCACGGGCUGGCUCGCUGCCCCGCCUGUGUGGGUGCCCACAGAGGUCAACCUCACCAGCACAGCCACGGAUGGCACAGCUACAGAUGGUAGCACAGCCACAGAUGGCGGUUCUCUGAACACCUCUGCCACCUCGAAUUCUUCCUCCACCUCUCCACCGUUCCACCGGGUGCUCCAUGUGCGCUUCUCCUACCCGGCGGUGCUCUGGCCGUGGUCCGGCAAUCUGGGGAUCUACCUGAGGGUGCACCCCGCUGCAAGGCACCUCAACGGUGAGCAAGAGAAUGGGGUGGGAAUGGGGACAUUCUGUUUGGAAGAGAGGGAGAAUGGGAUGAAGGGGGGGCAAUACGGUUGGGAAAAAGCACCGUAUCAGGCACCAUUCACUUCACGGUCGUAUCUCCCCCCAACCCCAACAAAGCCACCCCUUGCACCACCAACUGCUCCCUCGCUGCCCCUCCGCAUUGCCAUCAUGCCCUCUUGCUGCCACCACCCUCCUCCCUUAUUUCCCUUAUUCCCUACUUUUUUUGCACCCACGAUUUCCCUCCCCUCCUCCCCCCCAACCCCCGACACAGGCACCAUAGCAGGCGCCAUUCACUUCACGGUCGUCUCUCCUCCCGGUCCCAACGAAUCCACCCCGCGCACCACCAACUGCUCGCUGCCCCUCCGCGUUGCCAUCAUGCCCACGCCGCCCCGCCACCGCCGUGUGCUGUGGGACCAGUUCCACAACGUGCGUGUCACGCUGACACCACCAUGCCGCCACCGCCGUGUGCUGUGGGAUCAGUUCCACAACGUGCGGUACCCUCCGGGUACAUCCCCAGUUUCACAACGUGCGCUACCCCCCGGGGUACAUUCCGAGUUUCACAACGUGCGCUACCCCCCAGCGUACAUCCCCAGGGACUCUCUGGAUGUGCGGAAUGACAUUCUGGACUGGCACGGCGACCACCCCCACACCAACUUCCACGGGCUGUUUGCUGCUCUGAGGGAGUGGGGCUUCACGCUCGAGGUGCUGGGCUCUUUGCUUCUCUCACCUCGUUCCUGUGGUUGGGAUUGCCCUUUCUCUCCGAUCCCCUUGCUGGCCUCUGCUUCUUCUCCCCCCAGGGACUCGCUGGAUGUGCGGAAUGACAUUCUGGACUGGCACGGCGACCACCCCCACACCAACUUCCACCAUCUUCCUUUUCCCUCUCCUCCCUUCUCCGCCUCUCCCCCACCCCGUCUCCGCCCCUGGGCUGCUCGGACUGGGGGCUCAAGCUUGAGGGAGUGGGGGUUCACGCUGGAGGUGCUGGGGUCGCCCCUCACGUGCUUUGAUGCGAGGGAGUAUGGCGCGCUGCUGAUGGUGGAUAUGGAGGAGGAGUACCACGGCGAGGAGGUGCUGGGGUCGCCCCUCACGUGCUUUGACGCGAGGGAGUAUGGCGCGGUGCUGAUGGUGGAUAUGGAGGAGGAGUACCACGGCGAGGAGGUGCUGGGGUCGCCCCUCACGUGCUUUGACGCGAGGGAGUAUGGCGCGGUGCUGAUGGUGGAUAUGGAGGAGGAGUACCACGGCGAGGAGGUGCUGGGGUCGCCCCUCACGUGCUUUGACGCGAGGGAGUAUGGCGCGGUGCUGAUGGUGGAUAUGGAGGAGGAGUACCACGGCGAGGAGGUGCUGGGGUCGCCCCUCACGUGCUUUGACGCGAGGGAGUAUGGCGCGGUGCUGAUGGUGGAUAUGGAGGAGGAGUACCACGGCGAGGAGGUGCUGGGGUCGCCCCUCACGUGCUUUGACGCGAGGGAGUAUGGCGCGGUGCUGAUGGUGGAUAUGGAGGAGGAGUACCACGGCGAGGAGGUGCUGGGGUCGCCCCUCACGUGCUUUGACGCGAGGGAGUAUGGCGCGGUGCUGAUGGUGGAUAUGGAGGAGGAGUACCACGGCGAGGAGGUGCUGGGGUCGCCCCUCACGUGCUUUGACGCGAGGGAGUAUGGCGCGGUGCUGAUGGUGGAUAUGGAGGAGGAGUACCACGGCGAGGAGGUGCUGGGGUCGCCCCUCACGUGCUUUGACGCGAGGGAGUAUGGCGCGGUGCUGAUGGUGGAUAUGGAGGAGGAGUACCACGGCGAGGAGGUGCUGGGGUCGCCCCUCACGUGCUUUGACGCGAGGGAGUAUGGCGCGGUGCUGAUGGUGGAUAUGGAGGAGGAGUACCACGGCGAGGAGGUGCUGGGGUCGCCCCUCACGUGCUUUGACGCGAGGGAGUAUGGCGCGGUGCUGAUGGUGGAUAUGGAGGAGGAGUACCACGGCGAGGAGGUGCUGGGGUCGCCCCUCACGUGCUUUGACGCGAGGGAGUAUGGCGCGGUGCUGAUGGUGGAUAUGGAGGAGGAGUACCACGGCGAGGAGGUGCUGGGGUCGCCCCUCACGUGCUUUGACGCGAGGGAGUAUGGCGCGGUGCUGAUGGUGGAUAUGGAGGAGGAGUACCACGGCGAGGAGGUGCUGGGGUCGCCCCUCACGUGCUUUGACGCGAGGGAGUAUGGCGCGGUGCUGAUGGUGGAUAUGGAGGAGGAGUACCAUGCAGAGGAGGUGAGAUGUGGGACUGGAGUAUGGCGCACUGCUGAUGGUGGACAUGGAGGAGUACCAUGGCGAGGAGGUGAGAGGAUGGAAAGGCAUGUAAGAAUCAGGUGCUUUUAUGCAAACGACUACCUGGAGGUGCUGGGGUCGCCGGUCACGUGCUUCGAUGCGCGGGAGUAUGGCGCUCUGCUGAUGGUUGAUAUGGAGGAGGAGUACCACGCAGGGGAGGUGAGCGUAGGGAGGAGGCAGGGUGGGUUUGGUAGUGGGCCUGGGCGCUGGGAGUAUGGCGCGGUGCUGAUGGUGGACAUGGAGGAGGAGUACCACGCAGAGGAGAUAGCCAAGCUGCACCACGAUGUUACAGUGCUGGGGCUGGGCCUGAUAGUGGUGGGCGACUGGUACCACGUGCCCACCAUGAAGCACAUGCGCUUCUUUGAUGAUAACACUCGCUCCUGGUGGACGCCUGCCACUGGUGGAGCCAACGUCCCUGCCCUCAACGACCUCCUCUCCCCUUUCGGGAUCGUGUUUGGCGAUGCCAUUCUCUCCGGCACCUUUUCAAUCGCCGGCCAUAGAGCUUACUUUGCCUCGGGCACCGAUAUUCGCAGGUUCCCCAAAGGGGGGUACGUGCACCGGUUUCUCUUCAGGGAUGGUUCGUCAGGUGGGGGUAGUGGUGGGGGAGAGGGCGGGGAAGAGGGUGGAGGAGGAGGGGGAGAGAGGGGAGGAGGGGAAGAGGGGGGAGUGGCAGGAGGGGGGAGUGGCGGGUCGAUUGUUUCGACUAGAGGAGGGAGGAUGAAGAGUCAAGUAGAGGCUUCGGUGCUGGGUUUAGUGGAGAGGGGGCAGGGAAGAGUGGGGGUUUUUGGCGAUUCUAACUGCUUGGACAGCAGUCAUUUGCAUGGUGCUGUUGCUGCUGAUUUGGGGGAUGUGGUUAAUGUGAGGGAGGAUGAGGAUAAGGGAGAGGAGAGGGAUCGUGAUCGUUCUUUUGAGAUUGUAACACAGCAGGGAGAGAAUGUGAAGGAGGGGGGAGAGGGAUCGGGGGAAGGGACUACAGAGGCAGUAGAACUUGGAGUGUGGAAGGAAGAGAAGCAGCAGGAGCAGCAGGAGCAGCAGGAACUUGGAAUGGGGAGCGAGAUACGAGGAUCUGAUGGUGUGAAGGGAUUGAAUGCGGUGAAAAGGGGUGAUGACAGCGCGAGGGAAUCUAAUGAUACUGCUGCUAACGGUGCUGCAGAUUCUGGUGCUGUUGCUGUUUCUUCUGGUGCUGGUAGUGCUGCUGGUACUGCUGCUGCUGCUGCUGCUGCUUCUGGUGCUGGUGCUGCUGAUACUGCUGCUGAUGCUGCUGCUGCUGCUGCUGUGAGAGUGGACGAUGGCAUAACGGAGAGAGUGGGGGGUAGUGGCAGCAGCGAUGGUGCUGCUGCUGCUGAUGUGAGUGCAGAUGACCUGUUGCUAGCAGGCGGUGAGGGAGGGGGAGGGGGAGGGGGAGGACAGUCGGCUGGGCGGAGCAUCUGGAGGCACUGGCACGAGCGGGAGGAGGAGGUGAGAUAUGGGGGGGGGGGGUCAGGUAUGGGGAGUUGUGGGGUUAAUAGGGGGAGGGAGAGGGCUUUUGAGUCGACACAAAAUGACUUUCGAAUCGACUCAAAAGUCAGGUAUGGGGAGAUGUGGGGAAAACAGGGGGAGGGAGAGGGGGAGGGCAGGGUGCUGGGAAGAGCAUCUGGAGGCACUGGCAUGAGCGGGAGGAGGAGGUGA
Molecule: messenger RNA, 5919 nt
Organism: Closterium sp. Naga37s-1
Lineage: Eukaryota; Viridiplantae; Streptophyta; Zygnematophyceae; Desmidiales; Closteriaceae
Source: the annotation of a GenBank genome assembly